AUUAUUGUUAAAAAAGAAAUAUUACUAUUAACUCUGUUGUUCUCACAAGUGUCCUCCACCCUCAUCUCAUUCUCAUCUCAUCUAUCCAUUUUAGAUUCAAACAAACAGUUUUUUGAUUGAUUGAUUCUACAAAAAACAAAAUUCAGUUAUCAAGAUGCGUCUUUAACAUUCAUCACCUUCACAUUUCUUUCUUUUUUUCCUUUUCAAUUAGAUCACAAUACAUACUCAUUAUUUCUUAAUCAUUUAAUUAACAUUUCUUAAUCUCGUGUUUCGAAUGCAUCGUUACGUCUUUUGAAUCGAAUGGUAGAUGGUAUGCGGAAUUUUGAUUCGAGCUGGAAUUUUCACCAAGAGAUUGUUGCCAUUCAAUUACGUUCGGAGGAAGUGUUUGCAAAGAGUUGUUGUUUUUCAUUCACAAUUUGUUGCGAAUCGCGUGUUUAGGAAUAAGUACAUAGGGAUGAUGGUUGAUACAGGUUCUAUGUCAACAAGGGCUGGACCCUCUGUGGAGGAUACUGUGUCCCACAAAGAGGAUGAUUCUGCUCGUUCUGGUUUUGUUACUGGUGGAUGCAAGAGUGAAGAUGAAAGACUUAGCUGUGGGUAUUCAAGCUUUAGGGGGAAGAGAGUGACCAUGGAGGAUUUCUAUGAUAUUAAGACAUCAACCAUUGAUGGCCGAUCAGUGUGCUUAUUUGGAAUAUUUGAUGGUCAUGGUGGUUCUCGCGCUGCUGAGUAUUUGAAGGAUCAUCUUUUUGAGAAUCUCAUGAAGCAUCCGAAGUUUUUGACGGAUACCAAAUUGGCUAUAAGUGAAACAUAUCAGCAGACGGAUGCUGAGUUUUUGAACUCUGAAAAAGAUAAUUUCCGGGACGACGGUUCUACUGCUUCAACCGCUGUUUUGGUUGAUAACCGUCUUUAUGUUGCUAAUGUUGGAGAUUCUAGAACUGUUAUAUCAAAAGCUGGAAAAGCAAUUGCUCUCUCUGAAGAUCAUAAACCUAAUAGAAGUGAUGAACGGAAGAGAAUUGAGAAUGCUGGGGGUGUUGUCAUGUGGGCAGGUACUUGGAGAGUUGGAGGGGUGCUAGCAAUGUCCCGUGCAUUUGGCAACCGUAUGCUGAAGCCAUUUGUUGUAGCAGAACCUGAAAUCCAGGACCAGGAGAUAGAUGAAGAAACUGAGGUGCUUGUUCUUGCAAGUGAUGGACUCUGGGAUGUAGUACAGAAUGAGGAUGCUGUUUCUCUUGCACGCGCGGAAGAGGGAGCUGAGGCAGCUGCUCGUAAGUUAACGGAAGCCGCUUUUAAUCGUGGUAGUGCAGAUAACAUUACUUGUAUUGUGGUACGAUUCAAUCAUGAAAAAAGACACGCAGCUAAUCCUGAUAAAGCUAGUACAGCUAGCAGUCAGCAUGAGCAGAGACAAUGAAAAGCACACGAACAUGUGCUUGAUUUAUUGAGGGAAGAGUCUGCACAUGCAUGAUGGCUGACCUGUGCAUGUCAAACAACUGAUAAUUUGUUUAUUCAUCCGUUUUGUAAUGUAAGUCACUCUUGUAUUGUGAUCAUUUAUGGAUUCAUGCUCUUUCUAAAACUUAUUAUGGUGUUUGCUAUAAAUAAGUUUAUGGCUUGUAGAGGCUCCAGUUUGGUAUUUUUGUUUUGUAUCUAAUAAAUUCAACGUGCAUCUUUUUGCGUUAUUCA
Molecule: messenger RNA, 1671 nt
Organism: Medicago truncatula (barrel medic)
Lineage: Eukaryota; Viridiplantae; Streptophyta; Magnoliopsida; Fabales; Fabaceae
Product: probable protein phosphatase 2C 76
Exons: 9
Coding region: 308-1402 (364 amino acids)
Biological process (GO): protein dephosphorylation
Molecular function (GO): protein serine/threonine phosphatase activity; cation binding
Source: RefSeq, a predicted model, not a curated record